GUGGCUGCUUGGAGGUCAGCCGCCGCGCUCGUGGGUUGCCUGCUCUGUGACGACUUCCCGCUGCUCGGGGUCUGCAGUUGGUAUCGCGUCGCGAGAUUCUCGCGCCGGGCCGGCAGCAUGUCCGACAACGAGGACAACUUUGAUGGUGACGACUUUGAUGAUGUGGAGGAAGAUGAAGGGCUAGAUGACUUGGAGAACGCAGAGGAGGAGGGUCAAGAGAAUGUAGAAAUCCUUCCAUCUGGAGAGAGACAGCAGGCAAAUCAGAAGCGGAUCACGACUCCAUACAUGACCAAAUAUGAGCGAGCCAGAGUCCUGGGCACUCGUGCACUCCAGAUAGCGAUGUGUGCUCCAGUCAUGGUAGAGUUGGAAGGAGAGACAGAUCCUCUGCUGAUUGCAAUGAAAGAACUCAAAGCUCGGAAGAUUCCCAUAAUCAUCCGCAGGUACCUGCCAGAUGGAAGCUAUGAAGACUGGGGUGUGGAUGAGCUAAUUAUCACAGACUGACCUACUUCUUGUCAUUGUCCUUGGUUCCUCCUUCACCUGCAGAUGCUUUUAUUUUUGUUUAUAUUUGUGUAAAUAAAUAAUAAACCCCCAUUUUUAAGCAAA
Messenger RNA from Terrapene triunguis (Three-toed box turtle), 603 nucleotides. RefSeq names its product RNA polymerase II subunit F (gene POLR2F). Gene Ontology annotation, biological process: DNA-templated transcription. The transcript has 5 exons. NCBI's taxonomy places the organism in Eukaryota, Metazoa, Chordata, Testudines, Emydidae. Bases 118 to 501 code for a protein of 127 amino acids. Gene Ontology annotation, molecular function: DNA-directed RNA polymerase activity; DNA binding. The record is from RefSeq and is a predicted model, not a curated record. Gene Ontology annotation, cellular component: RNA polymerase III complex; nucleus; RNA polymerase II, core complex.